This is a messenger RNA of Drosophila arizonae, 821 nucleotides long. Its product is annotated as tetratricopeptide repeat protein 12. Gene Ontology annotation, molecular function: protein binding. Gene Ontology annotation, biological process: axonemal dynein complex assembly; sperm axoneme assembly. Lineage: Eukaryota; Metazoa; Arthropoda; Insecta; Diptera; Drosophilidae. Gene Ontology annotation, cellular component: cytoplasm; centrosome. The record is from RefSeq and is a predicted model, not a curated record.
UAGUUCGUUUCCAAGGCGUCGAAACAAGCAAACAGCAAACAAAUAAACAAACUAAAAUUACAGCUGCCGGCAAGCGCUGAACGAGGAGAAAUAUUUUAUUCUCAAUACAAGUUUCAAUAUUCACAGUCACAAAAUGGAGCAACAGCUGCAGCAGGACCGCGAUGACUUUGCUGAUUUCGAGCAGACUCUGCAGAAGAUCGACCAAAUCUUAAAGGGCGAGCCCGAAACAGACGAUGAUCCGCCCAAAGCGAAGACGGCUGAGGACUUUGAACACAUCGAUGUGGAUAAAGUGAAGUUGAAGGUGCGCGAGGAUCGCACUGUGAUCAAUAAGCGGAGCGCAGAGCCGGCCUCGCCCUAUACCCCGGAUCAGCAGGGCUUCAUGAGGGAGGUGGAACGCGAUGCCAAUGAACGUGCCCAGGCACGUGCCAAGCGUGAAUAUGAGGCGGAACUACAGCGCAGUCAUGGAAACGAGGCGUUUCGCAAUGGCAACUUUGAGAAGGCUAUUUUGCACUACAGUAAGGCAAUAGAACGCGUCAAGAAUAGCGCAAUCACCUACAACAAUCGAGCCCUGUGCUUCAUCAGGCUCCGCAAUUACAAGCGUGCCAUCGAUGACUGUCAAUAUGUGUUAGACAAGCUGCAGGAGUCUAAUCUGCGCGCCUGGCUGUACAAGGCCACCGCCCACAAGCGACAGAACGAUGCCGAACUGUUCGAGGAGUGUGUGAAUCAGGCACGCUUGCACAAUCCCCAGCAGCUGGCGUACAUCGACAAAUUCAUCGGCCAGAUAGAUGACAAAAUAUAAUGAGAUUAGUUAAAUGUAUUGU